Saccostrea cuccullata (small rock oyster) is the source of this 2057-nucleotide messenger RNA. RefSeq names its product putative ankyrin repeat protein RF_0381. Gene Ontology annotation, biological process: intracellular signal transduction. The coding region runs from base 539 to 1672 and encodes 377 amino acids. Gene Ontology annotation, molecular function: protein binding. The record is from RefSeq and is a predicted model, not a curated record. NCBI's taxonomy places the organism in Eukaryota, Metazoa, Mollusca, Bivalvia, Ostreida, Ostreidae. The transcript has 4 exons.
UGGGUAAAAAAUCGAGGGAUUGAUAUCUUGUUAUUUAAUUACCUAGGAAUAUUCCCGGAAAAGUGCAUGUAAUAUGACAAUUUAAUAUGAUGGUUGACAAUUAACUGAAAUGACUUAUACUGAAAUGGCGUUAACUCCGGACACCAGGUUCAUUACGUAACAUCGAUGUACAUGGAGCUCGGGAACUUGUUGACCACAACAUCCGGACCUUGUGUGUAAUAAUAACCCGACAGACAGCAUCACGGGGCAGUCACUCACACGCGUGUGAUUCCUUAUAAAAAUUACCCCACAUGGGCCUCGUCAUUAGUGUCGGUUUCCGCAGCUCACAGAAAAGAUGAGUCCGUCCUUUAAAAGUUGUCAUCGAUGACGGAUCAAGAUUACUGCACGAGGAGUUUUUUUAACGGAGGAUUUGAAGGACCACAUACUGUUAAUCAAACGAAACAUCACUAAUAUAUUGGAGACCUUUUUCUGAGAACUGAUUACGAAUCUAUACAGAAGUUUUUAAACCGUCGUCAAUGAAAUAUCAAGAACGUCUUAUAUGCAGACAAUGCCCAACAAGAUCCUUGUGGACGAGGACUAUUUCCUGUUGGAGUCGGUUAAAUCUGGAAAAGAAAAACAGGUGCGAUCCAUCUUGUCCAGUGGGAACUAUAAGAAUAUCGAUUACGUGGACGGGUUCGGACGCACUGCCCUCCACUGGGCUGCCGAGUACGGGUACGUGAACAUUGUGUAUUCACUGGUGGAAAAUAAGUGGGACUUCAAUGCCACAGACCACAAAUCACAGACCCCGUUACAUAUAGCGUGUAACCACUAUGGCAGUGACAUUGCUUCAUACUUGAUCACAUGUGGAUGUGACGUCAAUAUUUUGGACAAUGCUGGAAAUAGUCCCUUGCAAAGGGCCAUUCACACAAAUCUUGAAGAUGUCGUGUAUCUUAUAUGUGAACGAGGGGCUGACAUAAACGCCAAAACUAAAAAUAACUGGACAGCUCUUCAUGAAGGGAUACGGGUUGGAAAUGAGAAUAUAGUGCGUCGAUUGAUUAAAGAUGGGGCAGACGUCAACGCUGUCACAAGGUACAAAGCAACGCCAUUUUCGACUGCAAUAUUCUACUAUCGUAUCUCACAGAGACAUGCAUAUAACUGCCUCGACGCCUUCGCUAAAAUGUUGGUUGACAACGGCAGUCGCUUAAGUCAGUGUGAUGGACAAUGGUCACCACUCAUGUCCUCAAUAUCUCUGGGAAACAGUUACAUUGCCGGGCUACUGUUAUACCACGGGUGCCAAAUUCCCACGCUGGAUCAGUACGGACGAAGUCCACUUGUAGAUACAUUCACAAGAUGUGACCCGAAUGUACUGAAACUGAUGGUCUUGUGCGGCUACCAGUUGACCAUUGACGAAGUGGAGCAGUGCAAUAGACGUAUUCCGACAUUUUCAAGGUCUUUCAGACGUUUAGCUUUCUCAGGGAUGGAUACUUCUACAAAUGGAGUCCAGAUGAUGGCGUGGCUCAGAGAACGGUCCCAUAACCCAAUCUCACUCUCAGACAUGUGCCGAUUCAGUAUUCGUCAAUCGCUCAACAAAGGCUCGGGAGAUACCUCAAUUUUGCAAAAUAUCAGGAAGCUUGUCCUCCCAACUUGUUUGAAAGAGUUUAUAGCUUUGGAUGAAUUCAGUCAUAUCUGUUGAAUGUCUCGAAUGGAAGGUCGCAUGUCGUUCAGUAUUAGUUGAUAAGGUGUAACUUCUGGAGUAUGGAUGUCUGAAUAGUGUAGAGUAGAGUAUAAUUUUCUUGUGGCUACAUGGAAAUAAGUAUAUUUGUUCAUUCAUUAAUUUUUUAGCAUAUACGUGUAUAAGUGAAAGACAUUACAUGUAUAUAGAUGUCAAGGUGCUUCCUACUUUAUGUUUCACACUAUGUGUGCCAUCGCUACUGAGAUCUCAUAACAACUCAUUGAAAUCCAGCAAUCAAAUUAGGAGGACUUACAGCCGCUAUAGUCUCCAGUAUUAUGAACGCUUUUAUAGAUUAGCAAUAUUUGUUUAUUUAUUUAUUUAUUUUUGAAAUAAACAAGGAAAGUUA